AUGAGUAUUCAAGUAUGUAGGGACACGUCUGACGCUGUACCGCUAUAUCUACCACAGCGUUUGUAUCUCAAAUCAUUCGCCAUGCUAAAUAUUUCUGUUCAGCUCCCAGCUCAGAAGGUACACGGAAAGUCAUUGUCCAAUUGGGAAUUGAUGGAAAAAUUAAGAAAAAUGAUCCAACCUGAUAGCUUUUCAUUAUUGAAAGUGACGAAGCAUAGUUCUGAAGUGAUAAGAUUUGACGCUGAAUUAGAGAAUCGACAAAAGUUGGAGCGAGUGCUGUCUCGGCUGGAAGAUAGAAUAGUUCAGUUAAAUGAUUACCCAGAUCCAUUGAAAGUGAAAGUGUCUGAGGCGAAAUCUAACUUCCCGAGUCGACAUGACUGGGAUUCAUUUUUUCGUGACGCCAGCGAUAUGGACGAAAUGAAGCCCGGUGAACGACCUGACACUAUACACAUUAAGAACUUGCCUAUCAGAUGGUUCGUUCACGAACGAGACAGAGACGAAGAUGCAGCCCCAUCUGAGAGUUUGUUCAAGAAAAUAUUCGAAAAGUACGGCUCUAUAAGACAAGUUGACGUUCCCGCAGCGGAUCCAUACAGAAUGAAAAUGAAAUCUCAGAUGAGGGGCAUCACAACACCACCACAAGAAAGUGCUUUAUACUUCGAGGGCUAUGUACAAUUUGUGGAGUACACAAGCUUCAUUCGCUGUAUGGACGCUCUGCGCGGACGUAAGCUGUUACGAAAAAACGAAGACAUCUCCGAAUGGUGUCACAUUAUUGUUGAUUUUGAUAAAACAAAGCAUAUGACGGAUGCAUCUGUUAAAAGACGGGCUAUCGUCAGAGAGAGGCUGAUAACACAACAGAAAACGAGGGAUCUCGAAGAAAGGCUUGAAAAAGAAAAACAAGCUAAAAGGGAAGCUAAGGAGAGGCAUAAAUUGGAACAUCUCGAACAAGAGAAGUUAGCUAAAAUGAGGGAAAGAGAGGAACGUAGGAAAAAGAAACAAUUGGCAAAGUUAAUGGAGAGGGAUGAUGUAGAUUUGAAUCGACGGAUAGCUGAGGAAAAGAAUAAGUUACUGAAAACACAGAAACGUUUACAAGCUGUACGGCUGAUUGAAGAAUUAUUUCAAAGACUCGAGCUUCGUCCUGAACUACAAAGCCAUCAGCCAGAGCGUUAUUAUAAAGCCAACGAGCGAUCUCGACACCACGCGGUCACUACCAUCAAGAGAUUAUCCGAGAAAGCUGUUGACGAACAACGGGAAAGAUAUCAACAAGCCUUGGAUGGUCGUAUUAUAAUCCGUUCAGCUCUAGAAACUAAGAAACCUAAAAGAGAAUCAUCAAUGAGUUCUAUAUCAGAAGACGAGCGGAGUCACGGACACAAGCGAGUCAAGGCUGAGAUGAUGUCUCCCGAGAGAGACAUAUAUGCUAAACCAGGAGUGUACGCGUAUCCCAAUCCAUAUUUCGGCUACCCGAUGUCAGUGCCGCCCUACGCUUACCCUCAGAGCUCGUUGUACUGCGGGUUGCCUUACAGAAGGCGAGGUCGCGGCCGGGGUCGAGGUAGAGGUCGGCUGCCCUUCUUUGACGGACCCGACGCUAACACACAGUACUAUCAAUACUUCAAGAAGCUAUCGGAGAUCGAGAAUCGUAACGAGCAUGAUAAUCGGAACCGGUCCCGGUCCCGUUCUCGUUCCCGAUCCCGGUCUCGCCGUCGUUCGUAUUCCCGGUCUCGCUCCCGGUCCCGGCGUCGCUCGUACAGUCGUUCCCGGUCCCGCAGCCGACGACGAUCCCGCAGUAGGAGUCGACGAUCAAGAUCUAGGAGUCGACGCGUAGGUUCCCGAUCAUUUUUGUCUAGGAGUAGAAGCCGCCGUCAAGCGUCCAGCAAUCGCAGGUCGAGAUCCCACAGUCGUUCGAGUUCUAAAUCUAAAAGUCGUCGUUCCAAGUCAAGAAGUCGUCGUUCCAAGUCAAGGAGUCGCCGUUCCAAGUCACGAUCCAAACGAACAGCGACUCCGAGGAACGAACCAGUUCUUGGAUCACGAAGAUCUAAAAGCUGGUCAUUACCGAGAGAUGAGAGGAAGUCGUGGUCUAGAACACCGGAGAAAUUAUUGUAA
Messenger RNA from Danaus chrysippus (African queen), 2094 nucleotides. NCBI's taxonomy places the organism in Eukaryota, Metazoa, Arthropoda, Insecta, Lepidoptera, Nymphalidae. The record is from the annotation of a GenBank genome assembly.